AUGGCUUCGUCUAUGCUCCUUCGCUCAACGCUGCCUAGAACCUUUGCCUCCGCGACUGGACGUAAUGUCUUGCGAUCUGCAUUGCAAGUGAGAGCAAGUUCGACUGCUCAAUAUGUUCCAGGUGGACCUAUCAUUAAGGGCACAGUCAACGACCCUGUCGAGUUCCCUCACCCAUCAAAGGUGCAUGGCUCGUAUCACUGGGCAUUCGAGCGACUUCUUGCGGCCUCCCUCGUUCCCAUGACCGCAGCAGCUUUUGUGACCUCCGGGUCAUCUUACCCAGUCCUCGACGGAUUGCUUGGCCUCAGCUUAGUGAUGCACUCUCAUAUCGGGUUCGACUCAAUGGUUGUGGACUACGUGCACAAACGCAAAUUCCCUAUCAUUGGCCCUAUCCUGACCUGGACACUGAGAACCGCGACGGUUGGUGUGCUUGUCGGCGUUUAUCAGUUCAAUACAAAUGAUAUUGGUUUGACGGAGUUGAUUGCGAAGGUCUGGACAGCGUGA
This is a messenger RNA of Suillus fuscotomentosus, 501 nucleotides long. Its product is annotated as SDHD, membrane anchor subunit of succinate dehydrogenase. The record is from RefSeq and is a predicted model, not a curated record. Gene Ontology annotation, molecular function: heme binding; ubiquinone binding. Bases 1 to 501 code for a protein of 166 amino acids. Gene Ontology annotation, biological process: tricarboxylic acid cycle; mitochondrial electron transport, succinate to ubiquinone. Gene Ontology annotation, cellular component: mitochondrial envelope; membrane. NCBI's taxonomy places the organism in Eukaryota, Fungi, Basidiomycota, Agaricomycetes, Boletales, Suillaceae. The transcript has 5 exons.